This is a messenger RNA of Pleuronectes platessa (European plaice), 2730 nucleotides long. It is a transcript of the gene scml4, whose product is annotated as Scm polycomb group protein like 4. Gene Ontology annotation, molecular function: protein binding. The coding region runs from base 159 to 968 and encodes 269 amino acids. Lineage: Eukaryota; Metazoa; Chordata; Actinopteri; Pleuronectiformes; Pleuronectidae. The transcript is spliced from 6 exons. The record is from RefSeq and is a predicted model, not a curated record.
CCGGUGUCUUGAAAGUGUGCAGCAGCAGCAGCAGCAGCAGCAGAGAACAGUGUAGAGGCAGACGGGUUGGAGAUCCAUCGGGGGAAUAUCCAGAAAGCUGCUGCUGGGGUGAAGCAUCACGCAGGCAGUGAUUACCAGACGGCUGUGUGCAUGGUCUGAUGAGUGCCCUGUCUGUCGGCUCUGAAAUGCAGUCUCCAGCCCCCGGCCCACAGUUUACAGUGGGGCCGCCGGGGAAGGUGCCCGGCAGGAAGAGAGGACGCCCUCCCAUCCGUAAGCUGGAGUUCCAGAGUCACUAUGUCGAGCCUCUGUCGCAACUCAAAGUCCCGAAGAAGAGAGGCAGGAAACCUGGCUUCAAGCUGAAGCCCAGGAUGGUGAUGUCCUUGGCCAACUCUUCUCCGAACAGCACACCAGAACCGGAGAUGGGCUCAGUCCCACAGGACGCUGCCAUCGUCCCCCACUCUACCACACCACAGGUCCUAACAGCAGAGACACCAAUGCCUGAUGACUUCUUGUGUGACCCACCAGUGGACUCCAAGCGCUACGCCAUCGAUCCCAGUGACUCGGCUUUCAAUGUCAUGACGUCGCAGUACCAAACAAAGCACUCGUAUGGUUACCGUGGCAGUAGUUGCUCUACCCCGAUGGCUUUGUGCAGACAGGCGUCCAGCCCAGCAAGCUUCCAGGAGGCAAACAGAAAUGGCUGCAGCUCAAUGCCAGACUCUGGAGAGUGCAAACGUCCUGUUGGUAAGGACCCAUCGAGCUGGGGUGUGGAGGAGGUGGUUUGGUUUAUCAAAGACGCCGACCCUCAAGCCCUGGGUCCUCACGCCGAUGCCUUCAGGAAGCAUGAGAUAGACGGAGACGCUCUGCUCCUGCUGAAAAGCGAGAUGAUGAUGAAGUACCUGGGACUGAAGCUGGGCCCCGCGGUCAAACUCUGCUACCACAUCGACAGGCUCAAACAGAAUCGGUUGUGACUUUCUGCAAAAGGGUCAAACACCUUAACAGCUUUCACUAAAACUGAACCAGUACUUAAUCUCUCAGACUUUCUCAACCAUCAGCAUCAGCUCAUGAACGCCUUCGGCCUGGGAUUGCAUACUUGACGGCUUUUAAUGCAUCUGCACCACAUUUUGUUGACAAAUUGGACACAUUAACUGUAAAUAAUGAGACAAUUUGCAGCUGAAGCUUUUGAGUGUUUUUUUUAACCUUUAUUUACUGGUUAUCUGAGUGGUUUUACAUUGGAAAUAGUUCGGCUCCACGCAGAUGGCAGCUAUUGUUUUAUUCAAAUGUGACUCUGUGUGAAUGUGAAUCAUGGACACUGCAGCUACACAUCAGGAGACCAACACAGACGGUGUUCUGACCUGGUGUUAACUUCUAUCCUGAGUGAUCUGAUCACAAGCGUUCAUCGCUAACUGUAGACCUGAAAGCAUCCAAAUGUAUGCUCAACGCGUCCUGACAACCGAACACUCAGAGGAGAUCUGUGAGGCAUGUGGCCACAUGAGAAAAAAAAUAAUGAUUAGGAGGCACAUUCAGGACCCAUGUCAUCCAGUCACCCAUGUGACUAGAUCUCUCAAGACGGAUUUUAGUACCAGGUCUGAACAGGGCCAAAGACAGAGAUCUUAAAAAACGUUGUGCUUCGUUACCUCAGUAGCAUGUUGUGACUUCAAGAUGCCUUGCUGCUGAUUAUCUAUUUUGUUCUAUAUUGAUUAUGAUGGUUAUGCAGGUAACUCUCAAACUCUUUAUGAAGUUAAUGAGCAGUAAGUAAAAGCUGCUGUCUUCGGAAAUCAAAAAGAAAGCUGCACAAAGUCAAACUUGUAUCAGCUGGAAAAUAGAAGUCCUUAGAACCAUUCUCUGUUUUAUCCUGAUAACAAAUAACAUAAGACUCCAGAAAGAAACAACGUGUCUCAUGAAUAAACAUGGACUUUCAACAUGUUCACAUAUAAAUUGCAAAUCGUGUCACACUCGUUGGUUUCAAUAUUGAGUUACAACCUUGCAACUGUGUCAGAAGGCUGCAAAGUGUUGUGAGCCAUAGCAACUGGUAGCAAACCCAUAAAGGUUGAUGCUCAAUGAAACCACUACUGCCAUAACACUGAAUCACUCUUCUCAUACAGUGUCUAUGUGUGACUUCCUGAUGAGGCCAGUUUAUAUUCCUCUCAUGCAAGUUUUGCAUUAAUUCAUCUUCACACUGUAAAAUGUGUGACGUAAAAAAUCCUGAGCAUUAAGAGUAACAGCAUUAAUAAUAUUUGAAGCCAUCAAACACGCUUUUGUCUUUUAAAAUAGUACAAGCAACUUUUAAACUCGUUGAUUAAUCUCAUGCAGUAUAUGGCCGAUUUGUUUAAUUUGUGAUUUAACAUUGUUUUUUAAAAUGUAUGUACAGUUCUCAAUAUUAGAUAUUUUGUGUUCAAGACAUUUUUGUUAAUUUGCUAAAAAAAAUGUCUGCCACAAAACAGACUAAUGUGAAUUACAGCAUGUAUGUAUGUAUGAUUCUUUGUGUAUUCCAGGAGUGUCUACAGCUAUGGACUACUGUCAUCUUCAGAAUAACUUGAUCUGAUAACUGGAAUUCAACGAUUUGUAAGAAACGUUGUUUCCCAAAACCAAAAUAUUUUAAAAUGUCUUUAUUAUUAUUUGACUCACCCUAACCCUAACCCUAACCCUAUUUACCUUUCCUUCCUUUUAACAGGAAUGUUUUUUUUAUAAAGCGCUCUUUUCCCAGAAAAAAAUAAAAUGUUUUUAAAUGAA